Didymosphaeria variabile is the source of this 2319-nucleotide messenger RNA. RefSeq lists its product as uncharacterized. NCBI's taxonomy places the organism in Eukaryota, Fungi, Ascomycota, Dothideomycetes, Pleosporales, Didymosphaeriaceae. Gene Ontology annotation, molecular function: catalytic activity. Bases 1 to 2319 code for a protein of 772 amino acids. The transcript is spliced from 7 exons. The record is from RefSeq and is a predicted model, not a curated record.
AUGAUCGCUGAUCCAGCGACCACUGUUCAUCUUCCAGGAAGGGUGUCUUUUGAACAAGGUGCACCGCUUAUGUGUGCAGGCGCCACGGUAUGGGGCGCACUCCAGAAGCUAAAGCCGGACGUUCAACCAGGAGAAACAGUCGCAAUCGUGGGCAUAGGUGGUCUUGGACAGCUCGGAAUCCAAUUUGCAAAAGCUAUGGGUUACAAGACGGUAGCCAUCGACAACCGAUCAGAAGGCCGUCGGCUGGCAACUGAAGUAUCUUCCAACUUGAAGCCCGAUCUUGUUGUCGAUUCUUCAGCCUCGGAUGCUUCAAAUAAGAUUCUAAACUUCACAGCGGGCGAAGGACUUGCAGGCAUUGUGGUCUGUACAGAUUCUAUUGCAGCAAACACCUGGAGUCUACAACAACUAGGCAAUGGAGGCGUGAUGGUACCAGUGGGCCUACCGAAGGACAAAUGGCAAUUCGACACAGAACCUAUCGUCUUCCGUGAACUGACUAUUCGAGGUGUAUAUGUAGCUGGGAGGGAACAAGUGGAAGAGAUGUUGAAAAUUGUGGCCGAACACAACAUUGCAUCUCAUGUCACUACCAUUCCCUUCGACCAAAUACCAAGUCUGGUCGCGAAGUACACAGACCCGGCUAUGAAGGGACGACUGAGAGUCUUGAUCGUCACAGCAAACAUCAAAGCCUAUAUCAUGUCAGUGUUCUUUGAUUCUCCAUUGAGCGACGAUGCUAUACCCGAAGGCGAGGCUGAGUUGCUUCUAGCCAAUAUUGGUAUCACAGAAGGGUUGUCAAUAAGAGAGUCAGGUGAAUAUCGACAAUUGUUAGCCGCAGUGCACGACGUUGCCGAGCAUGUCCUUGCUCUACCAGACUACACUGCACGGGCGAAUACCGAAAGGUAUCCACGAAAGAACAUAAUACGCCCUUCUCCUGAAGAUCAAGAUUAUGGCGCUGCCUGGGCGCAUAAGUUUUCGAUUAAGGGUAAUCCAAGAGGGACGUUGUUAAAGGGCAAAACGGUUUGUCUGAAAGACAAUAUAGCCGUAGCCGGCGUUCCUCAAUUCUUUGGCACUGAUGCUAUUCCGGCAUGGACUUCUGGUGCAGACGCCACGGUUGUCACGCGUGCAUUGGAAGCAGGCGCAGAUAUCGUCGGCACAACGAUCUGUGAAAAUUUCUGUAACUCGACAUCUUCAUACACAAGUGCACAAGGAACUGUCCACAACCCUUAUGCAGAAGGCUAUUCCGCCGGUGGCAGUACAUCCGGUGGUUCAGCAUUGGUUGGAGGAGGCUUGGUAGAUAUCGCUAUCGGUGCCGAUCAAGGAGGCAGCAUUCGUGUGCCAUCGUCGUUCUGUGGCUGUGUCGGGUUGAAGCCAACACACGGACUUGUUCCCUACACUGGGAUCAGCUCCUCAGACGCCAUCAAUGACCAUGCUGGUCCAAUUGCGAGGAAUGUGAGAGAUGUUGCAGUUUGUCUAGAUGCCAUCAGUGGACGAGACGAUUACGACGACCGGACACUCGGAGCUCCUCUUUACGGGUCAACAACAUUUUCCAAAUCCCUACGGAGCUCGGUUGAAGGUUUCAAGAUAGGCAUACUAAUUGAAGGAUUCGAGCAUCGGUUGGUGGACCCUCUCGUGAAGCAGACAGUUCUAGACGCCAGCUACGCUUUCCAAAACCUCGGUGCUAAAGUUGAAGAAGUAUCUCUGCCUCUACACCUGGAAGGUCCCGCUAUCUGGACGAUCCAGGCAAGAAUCGCCGGUACUCUCGGCUUGAUGGGAUUUGCGCACGGUCGACGCGGGCUUUUCUCCACCGAAUACGAAGCUGCUCGCCAACCAUGGACAAGUGCAAGCUUCCAGAAGCUCUUCCCAUCAACCAAGAAUACCAUGAUCAACGGUCUCUCGCUCAUGAAGAGCUAUCCCGGCCUGUAUGCCAAAACUAUGAACAUAGCACAGCAAAUCCGCGACUCCUACGAGAAACUGUUCCAGGAGUAUGACCUCAUCGUUAUGCCUACAACUCCCUUCGUCGCGCCUUCAAAUAUAGAGUGGAAGCAGGGAGACUCACCCAUGGCUGCACUCAAGCCAAGCAUGGGCAUUACAAUCAACACAGCGAUAUUUGAUGUCACAGGUCAUCCGGCAAUGUCACUCCCUGUAGGGUUUGCGCCAAGCAGCGAAGAUCCUAAUGUGAGACUUCCAGUAGGAAUGCAACUCGUUGGAGGAUUGUGGCAGGAGCAAAAGAUACUAGAUGCAGCACUCGCGUGGGAGACCGCAAACCAGUGGAGAACGAUCGGUACCCAGAACGCCGAAAUUCAAAAGCUUCCUGUGAAGCUAUAA